UGUGAGGCUCUUAUUCUAUCCAAAAAAGAUAGAAUAAGAAUAAUAUGAUGCCAAAUUGUCAUGGCCCCCAUACCCACAUUUCCUUACCUUAUUACCAUUUCAAACUAACAUGAAGAAAAAAACUGAACAAACUGAAGAACAACAAGAACUUGAAAUCAUCAAGGCUGUGGCCCAAGCGUGGCUCGGUCACACCACCACGACGUCGUCACCUGCCUCCACGAACGAGUUUGAUGCACGUCGUCUCAAUUUCAAGAACAAGCCCACUCGGUUUAAGCUUGAAGCAAUGACUAAACCAUCGCGCGACUAUAGCCACAAUGAUGGGCUUUUGACAAGUUGGGAUUUCAAACAAUCGCUUUGGGACUCUUAUGAGUUAGUGGCUGUGUCAAGAAGGCUAGAGACCGGGUUAUUAUUGGAGAACGAGUUUAAUGAGAUGAGUAAGGGCCAAUCUAAAAAGAAAAAGAAAGAGAGCAAGAAUAGCCUCAGGAACGUACUUAAUCGAACAUCAUCCAGGAGGUUUGAUGAACAAAUACCUUCCUAAAUGAUUUUUGUGAAUUUGGGUAAGGUUAUGGGCUUUGUAAAUUUUCUUAAUUUAGUUUGUUUCAUUUAAAAGUUACUUUGAGCUCUUAGAAAAUACAGAUUCUGUAUCCAAAUGAUGUACUUGAUGAUAUAAAGAAUGUCAUUUACUUAA
Messenger RNA from Erigeron canadensis, 688 nucleotides. RefSeq lists its product as uncharacterized. The transcript has a single exon. The record is from RefSeq and is a predicted model, not a curated record. Bases 110 to 538 code for a protein of 142 amino acids. NCBI's taxonomy places the organism in Eukaryota, Viridiplantae, Streptophyta, Magnoliopsida, Asterales, Asteraceae.